This is a messenger RNA of Halichondria panicea, 938 nucleotides long. RefSeq lists its product as uncharacterized. The record is from RefSeq and is a predicted model, not a curated record. NCBI's taxonomy places the organism in Eukaryota, Metazoa, Porifera, Demospongiae, Suberitida, Halichondriidae. The transcript has 4 exons. Bases 80 to 805 code for a protein of 241 amino acids.
AAAUCUAAAAUGGGGAAUUUUAGGUCUUACUGUAAACACAUUUUUUGUCACAUUAUAUCAGUCAAGGAUAAAGUCAAAAAUGAAACAACAACUGCUACUACAUGUGCUAACAGUGUGCUGCUUCCUGCAGUACUCCAUGCAACAACAGGAAAUAGAAACAUUUCAAGAUCCGCAGACAAGAAAUGUGGAAAUUGUGAAUGGAACCUGGACACGACUACAGGUCACGAUCGCAUACCCAAGGAGCCUAGAUAAAGAAUUCAUUCCAAGUAUACGCCAUAACAGUGGCUGCCCGCUGAGGGCUGAGAUCACAGAUCUGCCGUUUCAAGUAUACCUAGCAGAAGAUACCGACUGUCCUGUACAGUUCUAUGAAGAGCAGCGAUACUUGAGCACACGCUGUGACAAGCUAGUGAUGCUGGUGCAAGGCACAACAGAGUUGAACGGCCAUGAAAUACAACUCUGCCUGCACACAGAAUUGCCAACAUCUGAUUUUCCUGUGGAAUCCAAUUUGCCAAACAACUACACACUGACAAUCAUCGGUGACUCCAACGACACAGACGACUCCCCUACACGACCCCCUGCAGUGAAUGCAACACAACCCCCUGUUAUAGCACAAGAACCAUGCACUAUUCUACCUAGCUUAUUAUCAGAAUUAAUUCGAAACACAACACAAGAAACAAAGGAAACUAAGGAAACUAGAGAGAGAGAUUCAAUAAUAACCAUGGUCUUACUCGCGAUAACAAUUGCUCUAGUUUUCAUGGUUCUUGUAGUCACUGUCGUCAUCUUAUAUGUAUUGUGCACCUUAUAAAAACAACUAAAGAAAUAGGGACCACUCAAAAAACUGUAGUGAAUGUGGAUUCAAUAAUUGGCUAUUAUUAUUAUUAUUAUGUUUGAGUACUCACAGACACGUAUGUGAUUAUAUAUUUAUGAUUAUGAGCUCA